AUUUCUACCAUGGGUGCAGUUGACUUUAAAGUAUGAUACGCAUUAUACGUAUGAUUGUACGAUACACCAAAAAUCGUCGAGUUACCCAUCACUAAUGUACAUAUAACUUAACUCGACCAAAUUAGAUAAACAAUAUUUAUUAAAUACAAUAUUACAAUUAAAGAUAAUAUAAAAGAUGGUAAUUCAAAUUGGCCGAGUGAUCGGAAAAAAUUUAACUUUUUUAAGUGCAUCAGCAUCAGCAUGUCAAUUGCAACAAAAUCGUUUAACACAAUCUUGGCGACUUAUUGAAAAACCAAAACCAGGAGUUGAUGGUAAAAGUUAUCGUAGAAUUGUACAUUUUACAGAUGAAUAUACAGUUAAGCCUUUGCAGGUUACAAAUCUUGCUGGUCGUGAUCCAGUUACCGGUAGAGUGGUAGCAAAGGGAAUUGGAGGAGGCAUAAAACACAAAUAUCACUGGAUUCAUUGGAUCAGAGAUGGACCAACUGAUCCCAAUGAGCCGCCAAAAGAAGAAAAAGUACUCGACAUAUUUCAAGAUGGUUGUCGAACAUCGUAUGUUGCUCUCGUUGGUCAUGGUACUCAAUUAAAAUACAUACUUGCAACUGAAAAUAUGAAACCAGGUCAAAUAAUAAAAACAUCAAAAGCAAUACCGCGUAUGCCAGUUAGAGCAUUUGAGGGGGAUUGUUAUCCACUUGGUGCCUUACCUAUUGGCACAACAGUUCACUGUGUAGAAAAAUAUCCAGGUUUUGGUGGUAUGCUAAUACAUGCUGCUGGCACAUGUGGCACAAUUGUCAGAAAAGAUGGUUUUGAUCGUGUUAUUGUACGAAUGCCGAGUAAAAAAUUAUUUAGUCUUCACAAAACUUGUCUGUCCUGUGUCGGACGUUUAUCAAAUAUCGAACAUGGAAAUACACCAAUUGGCAGUGCUCAAAGAAAUCGUGAACUUGGUAAUAGACCAAGAAGUGGUCUUUGGCAAAGAAAAAGUGGUAGACAUGGUAGAAAAAUUUAUCCAUUACCUCCAGUUAGAGCUUUUGAUGUCAACGGAAAAGAGUAUUCUAAAGAACCAAUCUUUAUGUGGGACUCUGAAUUUAAUACCAACGAAGAUGCUAUCAGAAAACCUCUCACAGUCUAUCAAGGCCAUAAAGCAUUGCACAAAAAUAUUGAGUCUGAUUGAAGUAAGAUUCUCGGCCAAUAUUAAUAUUCAUUUUAAUUGUAUUUUCAAGAUGAAGAAAAUGUAAACAUCUUCAGAAUAUUAAAUAAAUUACAUAAUAAAUAAAAUGUUAUCGUACGAGUGCGUUUUAUUUAUUGUCAUAACUUUUAUUGUAUUGAGCACACAUUAUAUUAUCAUUAUUAUUACGAUAUACGGCUCAACCGCAUCACACUAGUUAUAAUUUUAUUUUAUAAUAUAUGCAGAAAAAAAUUCUUCAAAAUUUUUGUCGAGAUUCAACAAAUAGGUACAUAAAUUUGUUACAAUAAAAAGCAAUAUGAUAAUUUAAUGUCAACCGUUAUUGAAAAAAAUUAAAAACUUGAAUAAAUAAAAAUCUUUUGUUAUAAAUAA
Aphidius gifuensis is the source of this 1552-nucleotide messenger RNA. RefSeq names its product 39S ribosomal protein L2, mitochondrial-like (gene mRpL2). Gene Ontology annotation, cellular component: ribosome. The transcript has 2 exons. Gene Ontology annotation, biological process: cytoplasmic translation. NCBI's taxonomy places the organism in Eukaryota, Metazoa, Arthropoda, Insecta, Hymenoptera, Braconidae. The coding region runs from base 176 to 1168 and encodes 330 amino acids. The record is from RefSeq and is a predicted model, not a curated record. Gene Ontology annotation, molecular function: RNA binding; structural constituent of ribosome.